CCGGCGAGCUACAACCUCAGGAGAAGCUAGCCCGAUUGCGCCGCUGUACAGCCGAGAAAAACUGGUGCGUGACCACGGCGACCGCUGCGGUGACGGAGUUGUUGGCGGGCGGGGACGGCGGCGUGACCUCGGCGGACGCCGAGUCCUUAUGAUCCCGCAUGGAUGGCUAGGUGCUGGUCUCCGUGUGGUCAGCCUCUCCUCCUCGACUAGCUCUUGGCACGAUGGCGGCAGUGGGGCGUGGUUCCAAUUCCUCCCGUUAUCCAUGGAUUUCCCCAACGCAAGGGAUGACGAGAAUGAUUCAGUUACCGACGCCUAUCCGCAACCAACGAGUUGCAGGAGACUAGCAGGCGCUCGACAAUGUGUUGUGAAGUCCCAGACCUGUCCGCCUCCAAGGCUCCAACACGAACGCAGUGUGCAGAGCACCUCUGUCGAGAUUUCGGGAGCAGGACGUCUUCUUGCAAACUUCCAGGCGCUGAGAUUGCAAUAUGCAUGCUGGUAACCUGCACGUGAGAUGGUUGAUUGGCUAGAUAGUUUCUGAUUUCCUUUUUGUUUAUUGUUCUGCCAAAUUGUAAAAAUAGGGUCAAUGAAAUAGCAAAAUGCAUUG
Molecule: messenger RNA, 604 nt
Organism: Panicum virgatum (switchgrass)
Lineage: Eukaryota; Viridiplantae; Streptophyta; Magnoliopsida; Poales; Poaceae
Exons: 4
Coding region: 149-499 (116 amino acids)
Source: RefSeq, a predicted model, not a curated record